AUGAGCUACCUCCCCAUUGGAAAAGACACGGGGGACCACGAUGUGCAGGGGAAUCCGGACAUGGAGCUACGGGAACAGGACCGGUGGCUUCCGAUCGCCAACGUGGCGCGGCUCAUGAAAAACACGUUGCCGGCGUCGGCCAAGGUCAGCAAGGACGCCAAAGAAUGCAUGCAAGAGUGUGUGUCUGAGUUCAUAUCGUUCAUCACGAGCGAGGCCAGCGACAAGUGUCUUCGGGAGAAACGAAAAACGAUAAACGGUGAAGACGUGUUGUACUCCAUGCACGACUUGGGCUUUGAGAACUACGCCGAGGUGUUGAAGAUAUACUUGGCCAAGUACAGAGAGCAGCAGGCGUUGAAGCAGGAGCGGGGCGAGAGCCGGACGUCGAAGAAGCUGGCGAAAAAACUGCAGCGGGCGGACGCCAAGUCGGCGCCCGAGGCGGACGAGCCGUACAUGAAGGAGGAGCUCGAUAGCCAGGAGCCCGAGCUUCCGCAGCCGGCACAGGACUACUUCCACCAGUACGAGGAAACGGGCGAGCGGGGCGACUUUGGCGCGGGCCAGGACGAAAACAUGCACAUGGGCGACGUCCACGUGGCGUCGUUGGACGAGAACAUGCCGGCCAUGGGCGGCAAGGACGAGUACCAGUACGAAUACAUGGAGCAUGGCGAGCUCAAGGACAAGCGGCACGACAUGGAGAACAUCAACAACAUCGACAACGGCAUAGACGACUUGGGCAAGUUGGGCGAGGAGGGCGACAUGGACACGUUGGCUGCGGGCACCACAUACUACUAG
Messenger RNA from Clavispora lusitaniae ATCC 42720, 789 nucleotides. RefSeq names its product Hap31p (gene HAP31). Gene Ontology annotation, molecular function: DNA-binding transcription activator activity, RNA polymerase II-specific; protein heterodimerization activity; RNA polymerase II cis-regulatory region sequence-specific DNA binding. Gene Ontology annotation, biological process: regulation of transcription by RNA polymerase II. Gene Ontology annotation, cellular component: CCAAT-binding factor complex; nucleus. The record is from RefSeq and is a predicted model, not a curated record. Lineage: Eukaryota; Fungi; Ascomycota; Pichiomycetes; Serinales; Metschnikowiaceae.